Molecule: messenger RNA, 2742 nt
Organism: Oenanthe melanoleuca
Lineage: Eukaryota; Metazoa; Chordata; Aves; Passeriformes; Muscicapidae
Gene: HGSNAT
Product: heparan-alpha-glucosaminide N-acetyltransferase
Exons: 17
Coding region: 16-1926 (636 amino acids)
Biological process (GO): lysosomal transport
Cellular component (GO): lysosomal membrane
Source: RefSeq, a predicted model, not a curated record
GCGGAGCGCGGCGCGAUGGCGGCGGCGGGGCUGGCGGCGGCCGUGGCGCUGGCGGCCGCGGUGGCGGCGGCGCUGGGCACGCUGCUGAUGGCGCCCGGCCUCUCGCGGCCCGACGGACCGGGCGCGCCCGCGCCCCGCGGCGGGGCGGCGGCCGAGCGGCGGCGGUCGGGGCGCAUGGACCAGGCGCUGCUGCUCAUCCGCAACGAGCUGCCCGCCCCGGGCCUGAACCUCGCCGCCCGCUCCGGCUCCUGCCACCAGUGCUUGUAUCAGUUCCUGGCGUUUGUCCCACCAAGCAACGAGAGCCUGAGCAAACCAGGCACGGCGUCGGUAAUGGUUGAUACCCAGCAUCCACUCACCCUGCUGCUCAACAGCUCUGUGGGUGACAGAGAUCUCUGCAAGAUUCAGUAUCACUUUGGAGAGUUUGGCAAUUACUCCCUUGUGGUAAAGACCCUAAGUACAAGCACCCAAACUGUUUCUUGUGACCUAAUCAUCAAUGAAGGCCCUAUCAACAGCUACCUCCCUAUUCUCUUUGCUUUCCUGGUUUACAUGGGGAUUCUUGCUAUCCUGAUUGCUGGGCGCCUUCUAAUGAAAAUUGAUCCAGUCAGAAACUGGGUUUACAAGAAACUGAAUCCCAGAGCAACUGAUCGUAUGAUUAACUCUGAGCUUGGAUCCCCGAACACCAUGGACUCCAUUAACUGUGAUCCUGCCCCGCAGUCCUGGAGCACAGGGUCUCGGCGGCGGCUGCGCUCCCUUGACACCUUCCGAGGGCUCUCUCUUGUAAUUAUGGUGUUUGUUAACUAUGGAGGAGGAAAAUACUGGUUCUUCAAACACGAGAGUUGGAAUGGAUUAACAGUGGCAGAUCUGGUGUUUCCAUGGUUUGUGUUCAUCAUGGGGACAUCAAUAGCAUUGGCACUGGGCUCCAUGCUCAGGUGGGGAAGUUCCAAGUGGAAAGUGCUUAGAAAAAUCCUCUGGAGGAGUUUUGUGCUAAUCCUGCUGGGAAUCAUAGUUGUGAAUCCCAAUUACUGCCUUGGACCUUUGUCCUGGGAUAAUCUGCGUAUUCCAGGGGUGCUCCAGAGGCUGGGAUUCACAUACCUGGUGGUUGCUGCUCUUGAACUCCUGUUUACAAGACCUGAUAGUGGAACAUGGGAGGGACAAUUCCCUGCUCUACAGGAUAUUCUCCCCUACUGGCCACAGUGGAUUUUCAUUCUAGUGUUAGAAACAAUUUGGCUCUGCCUGACCUUCUUGUUACCAGUGCCAGAUUGUCCCAGGGGCUAUCUCGGUCCUGGGGGCAUUGGGGACUUUGGAAAGUAUCCCAACUGCACGGGAGGAGCAGCUGGUUACAUUGACCGUUUGCUUCUUGGAGAAAAGCAUAUGUAUCAGCAUCCUUCUUCAGGCGUGACUUACCAAUCAACAAUGCCAUAUGAUCCUGAAGGGAUCCUGGGGACCAUAAAUAGCAUUGUUAUGGCAUUUUUGGGACUGCAGGCAGGAAAAAUUACUUUGUUCUACAAAGACCAGCCCAAACAAAUUAUGAGUCGGUUCAUGAUAUGGGGCAUAGUAAUGGGAAUUAUUUCUGCUAUCUUGACAAAAUGUUCUAAAGAAGAAGGGUUUAUUCCCAUAAACAAGAACUUAUGGUCAAUAUCAUAUGUGACAACCAUGAGCUGCUUUGCCUUCAUCCUCUUAUUGCUGAUAUAUUACCUUGUGGAUGUCAAGAAAUGGUGGUCAGGUGCUCCAUUUUUAUACCCAGGAAUGAACUCAAUCCUGGUCUACAUUGGACACCAAGUGUUUGCAAACUACUUCCCUUUUAAGUGGAAGAUGCAAGACAGUCAAUCCCAUGCAGAGCAUCUGACUCAAAACCUCACUGCAACAACUCUCUGGGUCAUAAUAUCAUAUAUACUUUACAGGAGAAGGAUAUUCUGGAAAAUCUGAGAGGUGGUCAAGGUCUAGCAGGCCUAGAUUGUGAUCAGGCAAGUGGAUUAGCUUGAAAUUUGGUGGAUUAGCCUGAAGUACUGCCACUCAGGCUGUAUUACUAAAAAGGGAUACAAGUUUACAGUGCCAUGGAAGCCAUAAAGACUUUUAUGUGACUUAAGGGACAGUAUUUUCCUAUUUAGCAAAAACUUACUAGUCUAUUACAGCUGCUCUCUGUUUUCUGUCUUUUGUAAAUAUUUUACUGAUUUCCCUCCUUCAUAUAGAAAAGCUGAACAUACCCUAACAGUUAGGCAGUCUAAGGCACCCUGGUGGGGUUCAUGGAGCACCUCUGUGUCAAAGCCUGGUGGUGCUUUCAGCUGAUCAUGAUUCACUGUAUUCUUCCCAUUUCUUCGACUAAAUUCUUAGGUUUAGGAUCCUGCUGAAGCCUAAAAUCUCUUCUUCCGGCUUAUUAAUCAGCAGGUUGCUCUUACAGGUUUAGCAGCCCAUCUGUGCAUGUUCUGGGCCUUUGUUUAACACACUUCUUGCAUGGAUGUUUCAUGUGCUCUAGGAGUUUCUUGCACUCUAGGAGUGCAGAAGGGCCCUCUCCUACUGAAUUUGUAUCAUCACUUGGAUAUUACCAAAUUUCAAUCAAAACAAUCCACUUUCUACAUGAAUCUAUUAAGGACCCUGAAUCUGAAAACCAGCAUUACAGGUAGAAUUCUGCUGAGAAGGAAGACCUAACAAACUAGUUCAAUGGAAGAGAAGAGUUUUUGGAAAUUCAGGAAAUUCACUCACGCUGUGAUUGCCAAACUAGUGCUAAUAAAAAACCUGAAGUAC